AUGACUUCAGCAGGCGAAUUCACCAGAACUCAGAUCUUCGGCACGGUGUUCGAAAUCACCUCCCGAUACACGGACUUGAACCCGGUCGGCAUGGGCGCUUUCGGCUUGGUGUGCUCCGCCAUGGACAAGCUCACAAACCAGAACGUGGCCGUGAAAAAAAUCAUGAAGCCGUUCCUGACCUCGGUGUUGGCCAAGAGAACCUACCGAGAGUUGAAGUUGUUGAAACACUUGCGCCACGAGAACCUCAUCACGUUGGACGACAUUUUCUUGUCGCCCUUGGAGGACAUCUACUUCGUCACGGAGUUGCAAGGCACCGACUUGCACCGCUUGCUCACAUCCAGGCCCUUGGAGAAGCAGUUCAUCCAAUACUUCACGUACCAGAUCUUGCGCGGGUUGAAGUACGUGCAUUCUGCGGGCGUCAUCCACCGCGACUUGAAGCCCUCCAACAUCCUCAUCAACGAGAACUGUGACUUGAAGAUCUGCGACUUUGGCUUGGCCCGCAUCCAGGACCCCCAGAUGACCGGGUACGUGUCCACUCGUUACUACCGUGCGCCGGAAAUCAUGUUGACCUGGCAGAAGUACGACACCGAGGUGGACAUGUGGUCCGUGGGCUGCAUCUUGGCCGAGAUGAUCGAGGGCAAGCCGCUCUUCCCAGGCAAAGACCACGUGCACCAGUUUUCCAUCAUCACCGAGCUCUUGGGCUCUCCGCCGCCGGAUGUGAUCGAGACCAUCUGCUCGGAAAACACCUUGCGCUUUGUGCAGCUGUUGCCCCAGAGAGACCCGAUUCCCUUUGGCGACAGAUUUGCGCUGUGCACGCACGUGGAGCCCGAGGCCAUCGACUUGCUCUCGAAGAUGCUUGUGUUUGACCCGAAGAAACGCAUCACGGCUGCGGAUGCGUUGCAGCACCCCUACAUGGAGCCCUACCACGACCCGACCGACGAGCCUGCCUGUGAGUCCAAGUUCGACUGGAGCUUCAACGACGCAGACUUGCCCGUGGACACAUGGAGAGUCAUGAUGUACAGCGAAAUCUUGGACUUCCACCAGAUGAAUGGCGCGGACCCCAGCCUGGCGGUGCCUACCGAGACCGGCCAGGUGCCUGUGAACGAGGCGGGCGAGACUCUGCAAGUCUAG
Metschnikowia bicuspidata var. bicuspidata NRRL YB-4993 is the source of this 1131-nucleotide messenger RNA. RefSeq names its product mitogen-activated protein kinase (gene HOG1). Gene Ontology annotation, molecular function: ATP binding; MAP kinase activity. The transcript has a single exon. Lineage: Eukaryota; Fungi; Ascomycota; Pichiomycetes; Serinales; Metschnikowiaceae. The coding region runs from base 1 to 1131 and encodes 376 amino acids. Gene Ontology annotation, biological process: stress-activated MAPK cascade; osmosensory signaling pathway; cellular response to oxidative stress. The record is from RefSeq and is a predicted model, not a curated record. Gene Ontology annotation, cellular component: cytoplasm; nucleus.